Molecule: messenger RNA, 390 nt
Organism: Diceros bicornis minor
Lineage: Eukaryota; Metazoa; Chordata; Mammalia; Perissodactyla; Rhinocerotidae
Product: follitropin subunit beta
Exons: 2
Coding region: 1-390 (129 amino acids)
Biological process (GO): G protein-coupled receptor signaling pathway
Cellular component (GO): cytoplasm; extracellular region
Molecular function (GO): hormone activity
Source: RefSeq, a predicted model, not a curated record
AUGAAGCCAGUCCAGUUUUGCUUCCUUUUCUGUUGCUGGAAAGCCAUCUGCUGCAACAGCUGUGCGCUGACCAACAUCACCAUCGCCGUGGAGACAGAGGAAUGCGGCUUCUGCAUGAGCAUCAACACCACUUGGUGUGCGGGCUACUGCUACACCCGGGACCUCGUGUACAAGGACCCAGCCAGACCCAACAUCCAGAAAACAUGUACCUUCAAGGAGCUGGUGUACGAGACGGUGAAAGUGCCCGGCUGUGCUCACCACGCAGAGUCCCUGUACACGUACCCAGUAGCCACCAAAUGUCACUGUGGCAGGUGUGACAGCGACAGCACUGACUGCACCGUGCGGGGUCUGGGGCCCAGCUACUGCUCCUUCAGUGACAUGAAGGAGUAG